This is a messenger RNA of Vitis riparia (riverbank grape), 1198 nucleotides long. RefSeq names its product 29 kDa ribonucleoprotein A, chloroplastic. Gene Ontology annotation, molecular function: mRNA binding. The transcript has 5 exons. The record is from RefSeq and is a predicted model, not a curated record. Lineage: Eukaryota; Viridiplantae; Streptophyta; Magnoliopsida; Vitales; Vitaceae. The coding region runs from base 57 to 902 and encodes 281 amino acids. Gene Ontology annotation, cellular component: cytosol.
CUGCGCUCUUGUGCUAGAAGCCUGCAAGCCUAACCUUAUCCUUCUACUUUGCAGCCAUGGCUUCUGCUUCUUCCCUGGUUCUUCCCUCUCUUUCCCUCCCCAAAACCCUCGCCAUCUCCAAACCCACUUCACUCUCCUUCUUCUCCCUUCCCUUUUCCUGCUCUUCGCUUAAGUUUCACUCCAACAAAAUUUCACUUUCUCCUUCUUCCAGAGGGUUUCUGACCUUGUCGUCUCGGUUCGUCCGAAACGUUGCCGUUUCGUCCGACUACGAGCAAGACGAGGAUGUCUUGAGCGAUGAGGGUGAGCCCAGUUUCUCCCCUGAUCUCAAACUCUUUGUGGGUAACCUCCCCUUCAACGUCGACAGCGCCGGCCUCGCCGGCUUGUUCGAACAAGCCGGAAAUGUUGAGAUGGUCGAGGUAAUUUAUGACAAGAUAACUGGUAGAAGUAGAGGGUUUGGGUUUGUUACCAUGUCCACUGUUGAGGAAGUGGAAGCAGCUGCUCAACAAUUCAAUGGCUAUGAACUUGAGGGGAGGCAAUUGAGGGUGAAUUCCGGACCUCCUCCUGCUCGAAGGGAAAACAGCAAUUUCAGAGGGGAAAACACCAAUUUCAGAGGGCCCAGGGGUGGGGCAAAUUUGAAUUCUACUAACCGGAUUUAUGUUGGCAACCUUUCAUGGGGUGUUGAUGAUUUAGCCCUUGAGACCUUGUUUAGUGAGCAAGGAAAGGUUACGGAAGCCAGGGUGAUUUAUGACAGAGAGACUGGUCGAUCAAGGGGUUUUGGAUUUGUGACUUACAAUUCUGCUGAAGAGGUCAACAGAGCAAUUGAAUCCUUGGAUGGCGUUGACUUGAAUGGCAGGUCAAUUCGUGUAACCAUGGCAGAAUCUAGGCCAAGGAGGCAAUUUUGAGCACUGAAUCCUUUAUCAGCAUUCAACUUAGACAAAGAUUUGGGGGAUUUUGGAGGCUGUGCAUCUACAAUGAAUUGCAGUUUUGUCAGAUAUUUGAAGAACAAGCUCCUUGCUCCACAUUUACAUUGGGCACAAUGGUUCUCUAGUGUCUGUCCUUUGCAUUUAGAUACACCAGAGCCAGCAAUUGUGUAAUGAAAUUUUAUGAUGUGUGUUAUAAUUCCAUGAUUUGGAUAAGAUAUUGACGUGUAUCACAUCUUUUUAUGACAUUCAAAAGAGUUGGUGCAUGAAUCAGUGAA